AGGGGACGCGAGAGAGAGCGGCAGCGGCGGCGAUAGCUGCUGCUUCGAGGGUGUCCUUCUUUUCUGCUCCCGCGAGGCCAUGGCCAAAGUUUCUGUUCUGAACGUGUCGGUGCUGGAGAACCCGAGCCCUUUCCACAGCCCCUUCCAGUUCGAGAUCAGCUUCGAGUGCAGCGAGGCCUUGGCCGAUGACCUAGAAUGGAAAAUAAUUUAUGUGGGUUCAGCAGAGAGUGAGGAGUUUGACCAGAUAUUAGACUCAGUGCUGGUAGGGCCAGUCCCAGCAGGGCGACACAUGUUUGUCUUUCAGGCAGAUGCCCCUAAUGCCUCCCUAAUCCCAGAAACUGAUGCAGUGGGUGUAACUGUGGUCCUCAUAACCUGCACUUACCAUGGGCAGGAGUUCAUCCGAGUUGGCUACUAUGUCAACAAUGAAUAUACCAACCCUGAGCUUCGGGAGAACCCACCCCUGAAACCAGACUUCUCUCAGCUCCAGCGAAACAUCUUGGCUUCUAAUCCCCGGGUGACUCGAUUCCAUAUCAACUGGGACAGUACCACAGAUAAAUUGGAGGACAUUGAAAACCAAGAUCCUGUCUUAAGCCUGGGGCUUCCUUUGAGUUGUCCCCCAACCAAAGGGCUAGAUCUUCCAGACUGUGCCCCCAGCAUCAUACCUGAAAAUUCCAUGGACUGCAUCUAAAUAGGAAAAAAAUGAGGCCGAGGCCGUCUGAUGGACCUGGAUCUCUACCAAGUGAAUGCUUUUGCCCUACCUUCUGGAAAAUUUUUGGGGAAAGCCUAGAGGACUUAGGUUGGGGUUCCAAGCUAUACCGAUAAGCCAGUUCAACUGGUCCUUGUGGAAAGAAAAACCUAUCGUUGGUAUGUCCAUUAGUUGAACACAGAGACUCUACCUGUUUUCUUACAGGUUUGCAGAGCAGAUGGUACUUUUGCUCUUCACUUAUGAAUUCUGCCUUCUCUCCUGGCCCUUUGGCCUUUUGGGGUACUAUGGCUCUGCAGAGAUAUUCAGUCUGUGGGUGGGUUUUUCUUGUUUUGUUUUCGGCUGCUUAUGGGCUUCCUGACCUAUAAUUGGAGAUCAUCCUACCCUUCCCCCUUGUGUUGUGUUAUUUCCUUAGUUUCUUCACCUCCCCAACCAUCUUCAAUCAGUGAUUUGCCUUAGCUUUCUGGAGUUACCAAUUAAUAAUCUUGGUAGGAUUUGGGCUCCAGCAGUUUUGAUGAGUGGCUAUUGCUAUGUUGAUUGUCACUAUUUCUCCAGCUAGAUUUUUGAUUCCUGCUUCCAUUUUGCCAACUCCUGGAAAGGCCCAUUCUCUUAGGUGCCAAGAAUGGGGUUUUGAGGGAUUAUUUAAAAAUGAGGCCAUUCUCUUCCUUUUAUUAAUGGCAUCCCAACCCAAGCAUGACUCAUUGCUCUCCGAUCUUGGCCAGAUCAGAGGAUAUGAUCAGGAACUAAACAACUGAUUUUUCUGGGCAAGAAUAACUGAAACAUGCUCACUGUAAAUCUUCCCCACUCCCUCUUUAACUCUAGGAGUUAAUUUCAGAAGGCUGCACUUAACCUUUUCUGGGGCCAUGUUAUCUCUCAGGCUAUGGGAGGGUAGGGUGGUUCUUAUGUUUUGGAGACAAAGGAAAAGAGGGCACUAUGCACAUGGAAGCAUCCCUUAGCUGUCAAAUCUUUUCCUCUGAUCUGUCCUUUGUCUCUGUGGCUACUGUUGCAUAUGCAAUUUGUAUAUUAAAAGUUUUAUAUUAAAAGUUAUGGUUAUUGGAGAAAUAAAAAGCA
Gracilinanus agilis (Agile Gracile Mouse Opossum) is the source of this 1774-nucleotide messenger RNA. RefSeq names its product anti-silencing function 1B histone chaperone (gene ASF1B). Gene Ontology annotation, biological process: DNA replication-dependent chromatin assembly. NCBI's taxonomy places the organism in Eukaryota, Metazoa, Chordata, Mammalia, Didelphimorphia, Didelphidae. Gene Ontology annotation, molecular function: histone binding. The record is from RefSeq and is a predicted model, not a curated record. Gene Ontology annotation, cellular component: nucleus. The coding region runs from base 80 to 688 and encodes 202 amino acids. The transcript is spliced from 4 exons.